AUGAAAGUGCCAAUCUACUGGGGGGUCGAGGCGCGAAAUCCUGUAGAGGUGGAGGCCGAGCCGGCAGCAGGACCUGAGAGAGAGCACUCCAGGGAGCCUGCUCGACAAGCUGGCAGGCUCCAGGCAAAGCACAUCCAGCCAGCAGCUGAACCACUCUCCUGGAAGUUUCCAGAAGAUCCAGUGGAUCCACCGAGUAAGCCUCCUGUCAAGUUUGAACGGCGGCAGCCAGGGACAACCAACCGUGUGGCUGUGAGGUGUGGGGAAAAUAGGGUCCAGGUGGAAGUGAGCCAGGACCUGUUUGGCCUCGGGAAGCUGAUAAAGCCAGAGGAAAUCGCGCUCGGUGGUUGUUCAGCCACUGAGAUUGACAGCUUGUCUCAUGUGCUGGUGUUUGAAUGUGAGCUGCACAGCUGUGGCAGUACACUCGUGAUGACAGAGCAUGCGUUCAUCUAUGCCUUCACACUGCUCUACAACCCCAAAGAGUCUGGCAGGAGGCCCAUCAUAAGGAGCCAGAGUGCUGUCAUCGGAGUGGAGUGCCACUACCCAAGGCAGCACAGAGUGAGCAGCGGUCUUCUGUAUCCUGCCUGGAUGUCCUACAGAGACACUGAGGUGGCUGAGGAGCAGCUGCACUUCUCUCUGCAGCUCAUGACCGAUGACUGGAAGUUUGAAAGAAACUCCAGCAAGUACGGCAUCAGAGACCUCAUCAACAUGCAGGCGUCACUCGCGCAGUCCAGUCAUACACCUGUCAGAGUGCUGGUGGACAGCUGUGUGGCUACCAUGAGGCCAGACUCCACUUCCGAACCAAGUCACGCUUUCAUAAAGAACCAUGGGUGUCUGGGUGAUGGACACCGGUCCAGGUCCAGGUCCAGGUUCAUGCCUCAGUCUCAGCCUGAUAAGCUUCAGUUUCAGGUGGAGGCCCUCAGCUUACGUCUGCUGAAGACGAUUUAUAUCACGUGCCAGUUGAAGGCCAUCCCAGCUUCAUCUGCAGUGACCAUUGAGCACAAGGCCUGCUCGUUCCACAAGCGGUGGAGGGCAGUUGGUGGCGAGGACCGUUUUUGUGCCUGUUGUGAGUCUAGUUGUGGAAUGAGGAAGGUUCGAGACCUGGAUAGAGAUACAGUGCCAUCUUGGAUGAAACUGGCUCUCAUGAGGACCGCCAAAGAAAAGGAAGACCAAGAUUUACCUCUGCUGCUGAUGAACUACCUGUGA
Molecule: messenger RNA, 1203 nt
Organism: Chelmon rostratus (copperband butterflyfish)
Lineage: Eukaryota; Metazoa; Chordata; Actinopteri; Chaetodontiformes; Chaetodontidae
Product: zona pellucida sperm-binding protein 3-like
Exons: 8
Coding region: 1-1203 (400 amino acids)
Biological process (GO): positive regulation of acrosome reaction; binding of sperm to zona pellucida; egg coat formation
Cellular component (GO): extracellular matrix
Molecular function (GO): acrosin binding
Source: RefSeq, a predicted model, not a curated record